Pomacea canaliculata is the source of this 1754-nucleotide messenger RNA. Its product is annotated as von Willebrand factor D and EGF domain-containing protein-like. The transcript is spliced from 8 exons. The coding region runs from base 1098 to 1553 and encodes 151 amino acids. NCBI's taxonomy places the organism in Eukaryota, Metazoa, Mollusca, Gastropoda, Architaenioglossa, Ampullariidae. The record is from RefSeq and is a predicted model, not a curated record.
GUGUUAAACAGAACUGGUGAUAGGGUACAUCCUUGACUUAUGCCUACUGAACAAAAUCAAGAGCAAAAACAAAAGACCAACCCAGUUUACUCAAAACAAUAUUUUCCGCUGUUCAUAAAUUAUUGCUAACCCAGUGAAUAAAUCCUUUGGAAAGUGAUCACAUCGUUUUUUGUAAUUUUGUAUUUAAUUUUAAAAGUGCUCGUUUUAAUAAAAAAUUCUAAUUACACGAGUUCUCAGUGAAACUUUACCAGCAGCAAAACCCUCAAAUCAAAGCUGAGGAUAGAGAAGGAACGGUGAUGUCGCGUCAUAAACUCUCAAUCACUUCCGGUGUCAUUCUUUAGUUUAUUGUUGUCGCCAAACAUUUUAUCUACCGUCCUAUAUUCGUUAGCUUUACUUUCAUUCACUGCUCUUUGUUGUAUCUUGCCCCUGCCGUCCGUAAAAACAACCCUAACUUUUUGUUUCUUACUAAUUUCUUUUUGUUUCUUACUAAUUGCUGUUAAAAUUUUAACACGAAUAGAUUUGGUACUAACAAGCUGGACUGAGAUGUAUGGUAUUAUUUGAUUGAUGUGAAGAUAUAUUUGUAAAGACACAUUUUAAAACUGGACGUCCCGAGAAAGAAAGAAAUCUGCAAGUGGUAGAGCAUACGUCGACUCCGAUGUAAUCGACCAAGUUUACGACCCUAAAGAUUAUGCAGAUUUUCGACCGCCAAACACUGUCAUGGCCGACGUCGACUGGCAUCAGCGAGAGUCAAGCAGAGAACUACUGCUCCACCGCCUUGAGACAGUCUCAGCUCUGGUCUCACUGUCAGGACAAAACUCAGGAGAUUCAAGGGCUGAUCGAAAGCUGCAAGAUCGAUAUUUUGGUAGCUGAUAAUUACAUAGGAACGGAGGUCAUCGUGGACACUUUCCUGACAAUUUGCAAAUUGGAGUUGGCCAAGAACCCGGAUAAUUACGUCACCACACUCACCGGAGAGAUUGUCGUGAAGCCAGAGAUCUCUGACGACGUCUGCAACCCUUUGUGCUUCAUCAACGGACGAUGCGACAGGGGGCACUGUGUCUGCAACAGAGGCUUUAUCGGCGAUAACUGUCAGAUAAAAGAUGAACCACCUAAACUUUCGCAUCCGAGGGUCCGGCUUCUGUGACUUUAAUGAACGGCCAUGCAAACAAGUCUUCAUCAACGCUGAAAAUAUUCAGAAUACGGCGACGAUGGCAUGUAAAAUUCAGGAAAUUCUGGACGAUGGAUCAGUUUCCGAAAGGGCUUCUAUGGAAGAAGCUGUUUUCCUGACUAUUAACAAACUCGGCUGCUUCUUGCCUGAUGCUGGCAUCAAAACAGAGAAGUCUAUUAAAAGGUUUAAUAUCACGGUAACCAUCGAUGGCCAUCGCUAUAGCAACGCAGUGAACAUGACUGUCUACGACUCGUCCUGUCAGAGAUGCACAUGGGUGGGAUGCCGGAUACUGCCAAGAACGUGUCUGAUCAACAACCUGUGUUUCCAAGAUGGAGAACUCAAUCCGAGGAAUAACUUUCAGCGGAUUAUCCAGCCAUCAUAUCAGUGAACGUGAGCAGGUCAAAGGACAACACCCAGUUAAGAUGUGUGGUCAACGCUGAUGCUUCAAAGCCCACAGCCAGCUUCCGGGUGGCCUGGGGUAUCGAUGGCGACUGGCGUCAAGAGUCGGUCCUCCCCACUGGACAUCUGGAGGCUGCCAUCAACGCGUCUGACGUUAGUCGCACUUAUCAGGUCAGUUAUAGUUACUUAG